Messenger RNA from Plectropomus leopardus (leopard coralgrouper), 3126 nucleotides. RefSeq names its product venom phosphodiesterase CdcPDE. Lineage: Eukaryota; Metazoa; Chordata; Actinopteri; Perciformes; Serranidae. The record is from RefSeq and is a predicted model, not a curated record. Gene Ontology annotation, molecular function: nucleoside triphosphate diphosphatase activity; metal ion binding; nucleic acid binding. Gene Ontology annotation, biological process: nucleoside triphosphate catabolic process.
CACAGGAGAGUCUCUCAGAUGACUAAAGCAGAGUCGUGAGGUGGAAGGAUCUGCCUGCAGAGCUCAGACACAGGGUUGUGACAUGGCACAGAAAACUUUCUGCUGCACUGAAGGUUCCCCGAGCUCAGUGACCUCCGUUAUUCUCAAACAGAGGAAGUCUGAAACAAUUAGGACUCUUUAGAGACGCCGAACUGGACAAUCAGGGAGGAGGACUUGAACACAACUCAUCAUCUUGGAAGUCUGCGUGCUUUGAGAUUGUGCGCCACGUUGGCGGCAGCCAUGAGCUGGUCAAAGGAGUCCCAGAAAAAGAAGAAGAUUAUUAUUGGCAUCUUGGCUAUAGCUAUUGUGACCCUAAUCCUUGGUCUUGGACUUGGUCUUGGAUUGGACUUGCAGAGAUGUCGAAACAAAGUCGUCCCCCACACAUCCUGCAGGAAUCGGUGCCACGAGCCCUAUGAUGGCGAGGUCCCCGGCUGCAGAUGUGACGUGAACUGUAAUGCCAGCAACACCUGUUGCUAUGACUACCACGACAUCUGCACUGUCCCCACUGAGCAGUGGGAGUGCACCAAGCUGCGCUGUGGAGAGAAGAGGCUGACGCAGAGCAGAUGUCACUGCUCCGACGACUGCCUGUCUGCUGGAGACUGCUGCACAAACUACAAACAUGUAUGCCACGGAGAGAAACAAUGGGUGGAGGAAGAGUGUGAAGACCUGUUAACCCCUACAUGUCCAUCAGGCUUCAAGCAGCAGCCUCUGCUCCUCGUCUCUUUGGAUGGACUGCGGGCCGAGUACCUGCAGACGUGGAGCGCACUCAUCCCCGUCCUGGACAAACUCAAGACAUGUGGAACCUCGGCUCCGUACAUGCAGGCAGCGUUUCCCAGCAAGACAUUCCCAAAUCACUACACCAUUGUUACGGGACUCUAUCCAGAGUCCAACGGUCUGAUCGACAACACGAUGUACGACCCAGUGUUUGAUGCCAGUUUCAGUCUGUCCAGUCCAGAGAAAGACAACCCCGCCUGGUACCUGGGACAGCCUAUCUGGCACACAGCGAAGCAUCACGGGCUGAAGUCUGGGACUUUCUUCUGGCCAGGAUCAGACGUCAAAAUCAACGGGAGCUUUCCCGACAUCCACAAACCGUACAAUGGUAAAGUGCCGUUUGAGGAGAGAGUUUUCACCGUGCUGAAGUGGCUCCAGCUGCCAGACGAUGAAAGACCAGAUUUCUACACGUUGUAUCUGGAGGAACCGGAUAAAUCCGGACACAACUACGGUCCGGUCAGCGGAGGGCUUAUUGAAGCGAUCCAGGGUGUGGAUAAGGUCAUCGGUCAGCUGAUGAACGGCCUGAAGCAGAUCGGCCUCCACCGCUGUCUCAACAUCAUCAUUGUGGCAGAUCACGGUAUGGAGGAUACGAGCUGCGACAGGAAGGCGGUGCUGCAGGAGCUGGUUGGGGACGUCAGGAGCUACUGGGUCACUGAGGGAACAUUCGGACGCAUCCGAGCCAAAGACAAAGACACAGUGUUGGACUCGGCCGGACUUGUUGCCAACAUGACCUGUAAGGAGCCAGACCAAAAGAUCAAGCCGUACCUGAAGGCCAACCUGCCGAAGCGCCUGCACUUUGCCAACAGCCGUCGCAUUGAAGACAUCAGCGUCCUGGUCGACCCAAAGUGGUUGUUUGAGAGAUAUCCAGGAUCGCUCACAUUCUGCUCCGGUGGAGCUCACGGCUACGAUAACGAUGCUGAGAGCAUGCAUGCCAUGUUUCUCAGCUAUGGACCCAAGUUCUACCACAUGACAGAAAUUGAACCUUUUUCCAACAUCGAGUUGUACAAUCUUAUGUGUGACGUGAUGCAGAUUUCUCCCACUGACAACAACGGGACUCACGGCAGCAUGAACCACAUCCUGAGGCGGCCCUACUACACACCGGCGCCCCCUGCAGAGCAGAGCAGGCCGGCUCAGUGUCCGCUGACCAGCCUGGACCCUGCAGACGCUCUGGGAUGCUCCUGUUCUGCAGUGAGUGUAAGUGCAAUCAACAGCCGUCUGAAUCUGACAGCAGAGGAAGUGUCGGCUGCGGAGAAGACACACACGUUGUUUGGUCGUCCCCGGAUGCUGCAGCCUGACCGGAGUUACUGCGUGCUCCACCAGGACGGAUUCAUCAGCGCCUACAGCCACGACGCCCUGAUGCCUCUGUGGAGCUCCUUCACCGUCGAUAAACCAAUGGACUUGGACCCGUUGCCACCAGUGACACCGGACUGCUUGAGGGCUGAUGUCCGAGUCCCCCGGAGUCCCCGAUGUGAUCAUUACAACGCUGCUGGGAACCUGACGCAUGCCUUCUUGUAUCCACCCAAUCUGAACACGACAGCGGAGCAGCAGUACGACGCUCUGACAAUGAGCAAUGUGGUGCCGAUGUACCCCGAGUUUAAGAAGAUCUGGGAUUACUUCCACAGCACACUGUUAAAGAAAUACGCCUCAGUUUACAACGGCGUUAACGUGGUGACGGGCCCUGCCUUCGAUUUCAACUACGACGGUCGAUACGACACUCCAGAGCAGCUCCAAGAGUUUGUGUCUGGCACCAACAUCUCCAUCCCCACACAUUACUUUGCCGUGAUGACUAGCUGCAGAGACUCGGCCCUGCCUGUGAGCACCUGUGUUGGCGAGCUGCGCACCGUUUCCUUCUUGCUGCCUCACAGACCAGUCAACUUGGAAAGCUGCAAAAGUUCACAAGCCGAGUCUCACUGGGUUGAGGAUCUCAUGUGGUUCCAUCAGUCACGAGUCCGAGACGUGGAGUGGAUCACAGGAUUGGAUUUUUACCAGGACAGCAAUCGACCAAUCCCAGAGCUGCUGAAGGUGAAGACCCGCCCCACAGCUGCCAUUCACAGAAAACAAUAAAGUCGCUCUUUUCUACCCCAAAAAAAUCACUAAGAUCAAUAUUCAGUAUCUGGUAAAGUAUUGAGGAAGUAGUCUUAAAUUGUGUUAUCAGAUUGUUAGCACUGGACUAAAGAGUGUUUAUUUAUUUACUUUUUAAUUUAAAACUGUAUUAUUUAAUCCAUUAUUGUGAAGUUUAUCUCAGUGAUUUUUUUGUAAUCUGUAUUUAAGGGAUUAUUUUAUGCAAAAUCCAAAAUCUGUGUUGACUUUUUUGGA